CCGCCGGGACCCGGGACAUGGUGCGAUCCGCGCCGGGUCGCCGCCGCCGCCGCCGCCGCUGAGCUCGCGGGCCGCGCCGGGCUCGGACGUGGAAGCGGGAAGAUGUUUUCCGCGCUCAAGAAGCUGGUGGGGUCGGAGCAGGCUCCCGGCCGCGACAAGAACAUCCCCGCCGGGCUGCAGUCCAUGAACCAGGCGCUGCAGAGGCGCUUCGCCAAAGGGGUGCAGUACAACAUGAAGAUUGUGAUCCGAGGAGACAGGAACACGGGCAAGACCGCGCUGUGGCACCGGCUGCAGGGCAAGCCAUUCUUGGAGGAGUACAUCCCCACGCAGGAGAUCCAGGUCACCAGCAUCCACUGGAACUACAAAACCACUGACGACAUCGUGAAAGUUGAGGUCUGGGAUGUAGUUGACAAAGGGAAGUGCAGGCGGCGAGGUGACGGCCUGAAGGUGGAGAAUGACCCCCAGGAGGCGGAGUCCGAGAUGGCCCUGGACGCUGAGUUCCUGGACGUGUACAAGAACUGUAACGGGGUGGUCAUGAUGUUCGACAUCACCAAGCAGUGGACCUUCAACUACAUUCUCCGGGAGCUUCCCAAGGUGCCGACCCACGUGCCGGUGUGUGUGCUGGGCAACUACCGCGACAUGGGCGAGCACCGAGUCAUCCUGCCCGAUGACGUGCGCGACUUCAUCGACAACCUGGACAGGCCCCCAGGCUCCUCCUACUUCCGCUACGCCGAGUCCUCCAUGAAGAACAGCUUCGGCCUGAAGUACCUUCACAAGUUCUUCAACAUCCCGUUCCUGCAGCUCCAGAGGGAGACGCUGCUCCGGCAGCUGGAGACCAACCAGCUGGACGUGGACGCCACGCUGGAGGAGCUGUCGGUGCAGCAGGAGACGGAGGACCAGAACUACGACAUCUUCCUGGAGAUGAUGGAGGCGCGAAGCCGCGGGCACGCGUCCCCGCUGGCCGCCAACGGGCAGAGCCCAUCCUCCGGCUCCCAGUCUCCGGUGGUGCCUCCGAGCGCCGUGUCCACGGGGAGCUCCAGCCCCGGCACACCCCAGCCGGCCCCGCAGCUGCCCCUGCACCCCCCCUCGGCCUACCCCUGUCCCCCGCCCCCCACAGAGCCUCCCCCACCCCCUGCGGCCCCCCCGCCUCGGCGCAGCAUCAUCUCAAGGCUGUUCGGGACCUCGCCAGCUGCUGAGGCAGCCCCUUCGCCCCAAGAGCCGGCCCUGGCCAGAGAGGCCCCAACCAAAGUGCAGAGCGUGGAGGACUUUGUUCCCGAAGAUGGCUUUGACCGCAGCUUCCUGGAUGACACGGCCCCCCAGAAGGACGAGAAGAAAGCAGGAGCCAAGGUCUCACAGGACAGUGACAGCGAUGGGGGGGCCCCGGGGGGGCCCCCGCUGGUGGCAGACUUCCAGGAUGACGUGGACCUUGAAGAUAGGCCGCCCAGCAGGCCCCUGCCGCCCCCGGGCCCUGUCCCCAGGAAGGAGACUGCUUCCAGCGAGGAGGAAGCAGGGGGGAGGGCUGGGCCCGCCAAGGCCGCCACUGCGGUUCCACAGAAGUGCGCCGACACGGAGACCACACGGUACGUGGAGGGGACUCACCCAGGGUUGGGGGCAGCCAAGAGUCCCCUGACCUCGUCCUUGUCCCAAAGGCCAUCCACACAGGCUUCGAGGCCACACAAAGCCGUGGAGUCCCGCCGGCCAGGCGCCCCCAAGUCCCACCGCAAGGAGCCCUCAGGAGGCCGUAAGGAGAGGAGGGGUGAGCGGGCAGCGGACUCACCAUCGUCGUCAUCGAGCGACCCCGAGGGGCCCAUUGCCGCCCAGAUGCUGUCCUUCGUCAUGGAUGAUCCCGACUUCGAGAGCGACUCGGACACUCAGCGGAAAGCGGAGGAGUUCCCGGUGCGGGAGGACCUCUCUGACGACACGGACGAGGGUGCCGGGCCUGCCCAGCCGCCGCCGCCCCCCAAGCCCCCCAUGGCCUCCUUCAAACCGAAGGAUGACUCCGAUCUCUUCGGCUUGGGGCCGGAGGAGCCGGGCCGCAAGGAGGUCAGCGACGAAGAGAAGGUGGGCAAGCCUCCCUCGAAAGAGAAGAAGAAGAAAAAGAAAAAAGGCAAAGAGGAGGAAGAAAAGGCCGCGAAGAAGAAGAGCAAGCAUAAGAAGGGCAGGGACCGGGAGGAGGACAGGCAGGAGCGGCGGCGGCGGCCCCGGGGCACCGAGAGGACUGCAGUGGACGAGCUGGAAGCCUUCCUGGGGGGCGCGGCCCCGGGCAGCCACCUCCGCGGGGGCGGCGACUACGAGGAGCUCUAGGCCGAAGCCCACUCCGCGCUCGCUGGGGGCCGGGCCGCCCCGCUCGGAGCCGGGCAGUGGGCGGAGCCGGGUGGCGGGCUGGGCUGUGCGGGGAGCCGGGCCCCCAGCGC
Messenger RNA from Suricata suricatta (meerkat), 2414 nucleotides. RefSeq names its product RAB, member RAS oncogene family like 6 (gene RABL6). Lineage: Eukaryota; Metazoa; Chordata; Mammalia; Carnivora; Herpestidae. The transcript is spliced from 14 exons. Gene Ontology annotation, cellular component: nucleus; cytosol. Gene Ontology annotation, molecular function: GTP binding. The coding region runs from base 103 to 2304 and encodes 733 amino acids. The record is from RefSeq and is a predicted model, not a curated record.